Messenger RNA from Rangifer tarandus platyrhynchus (Svalbard reindeer), 1020 nucleotides. Lineage: Eukaryota; Metazoa; Chordata; Mammalia; Artiodactyla; Cervidae. The record is from the annotation of a GenBank genome assembly.
AUGUCCGGCCAGCUGGAGCGUUGCGAGCGCGAGUGGCACGAGCUGGAGGGAGAAUUUCAGGAACUGCAGGAAACUCACAGGAUCUACAAGCAGAAGUUGGAGGAACUGAAUGCACUCCAGACUUCGUGUAGCAGCUCCAUCAACAAGCAGAAGACCCGACUGAAGGACCUGAAACUCACACUCCAGAGGUACAAACGCCAUGCCAGUCGGGAGGAAGCGGAGCUCGUUCAGCAGAUGGGUGCCAACAUCAAGGAGCGGCAGAACGUCUUCUUUGACAUGGAGGCCUACUUGCCCAAGAAGAAUGGGCUCUACUUGAAUCUGGUUCUUGGCAAUGUGAACGUGACUCUUCUCAGCAACCAGGCCAAAUUUGCCUACAAGGAUGAGUAUGAGAAGUUCAAGCUCUACCUGACCAUCAUCCUGCUCCUGGGUGCUGUGGCGUGUCGAUUUUUCCUUCACUACAGGGUGACAGAUGAAGUCUUUAACUUCCUGCUCGUAUGGUAUUACUGCACCCUGACAAUUCGGGAGAGCAUUCUUAUCAGCAACGGCUCGAGAAUUAAAGGCUGGUGGGUGUCUCACCACUACGUGUCCACGUUCCUGUCUGGAGUGAUGCUGACCUGGCCUAACGGACUAAUUUAUCAGAAGUUUCGCAAUCAGUUUUUAGCAUUCUCCAUUUUUCAGAGCUGUGUCCAGUUCCUGCAAUAUUAUUACCAGAGAGGCUGCCUCUACCGACUGCGGGCCCUGGGGGAGAGGAAUCACCUGGACCUCACUGUGGAAGGAUUUCAGUCCUGGAUGUGGCGAGGCCUCACUUUCCUUCUGCCCUUCCUGUUCUGUGGCCAUUUCUGGCAGCUCUACAAUGCCGUCACAUUGUUUGAGCUCUCCAGCCACGAGGAAUGCAGAGAAUGGCAGGUGUUCGUGUUGGCGCUGACGUUCCUCGUCCUUUUCCUCGGCAACUUCCUGACCACACUCAAAGUCGUGCACACCAAACUCCAGCAGAACAGAAGCAAGGCCAAGAAGCCGUGA